GACGGUGAAGGUGCCUGUCUCUUCAUAGGUUCCUAUCAGUGAGCACGUUUCUUUAAUCGUCAACUUCUUCGUCCAUCCUGUUUUAAUCCAAGAAAAAAAAGAAUCUGAAAAAAGAAAGACAAGUGAGACAAGAUGAUGUUGGUGCCGCUGGUCGUGGUACUUUUCACGGCGAUGGUGUACGCCCAACCAGCCAUAAACGAAAUUCGGCCACAAAGCAACAGACCAGGAAGAUUUCUGUCUCUUCCGAUACCGCAGAAAUGUGCAAACCGACCGAAAGAAUUCAACUAUAGAGGACACAAUUAUUUCUACAGCGGACAUGUUCAAGCUCAUGCGAACCAGAGGGUAGAUUGGUUAGAUGCUAGGAACAUCUGCAGAGAAUAUUGUAUGGAUCUCGUGUCGAUGGAGACUCAAGAUGAAAACAACUUAAUCUUCAGACUUAUUCAACAAAACGACGUUCCUUACAUCUGGACAUCUGGACGUCUCUGCGAUUUCAAAGGUUGCGAGAAUCGCCGCGACCUUGAACCCAAAGCCCUCUAUGGAUGGUUCUGGUCAGCCAACAGAAACAAGAUGGCACCAACAAAUCAAGUGCCCGAAGGUUGGUCUUUCAACCCAUGGUCCCAAACUGGUCAUAAGAAAGUUAGGCAACCGGAUAACGCUGAAUUCGACAUAAAUGGCACCAGCGAAUCUUGCAUGUCUGUUCUAAACAACGUUUACAAGGAUGGAAUCAGUUGGCACGAUGUAGCUUGCUAUCAUCAGAAACCAUUUGUCUGUGAGGACUCUGAAGAACUUUUGCGCUAUAUAGCCAAUACCAAUCCCAAUCUCCGCCUUUAAAGGCUUCAUAAAUGAAUAAUCCUCGUCAUCAGCACCUCUUUAUCCGUUUCUUUUGCAGCAUUGAUAAGACACGAAUUAAAAAAAGAAAAAAAGAAAAAUGAUCAUUGAACAUCUUUUAUAUUAUAUAUAUUAAUUAGUUAUCUAUUAGCUUUAAAACAUUUUCUUUCGUUUGGAUUAUAAAAAAAAUAUUCUAUAUUGAAUUCAUUAAAAGCAUGUACAUAGCAUAUUUAUCAUUUAUAAUUUGAAUCAUAAACAUAACGUUUUCGUAUAUAAUAAAAAUUAUUACAUUGUUAUAGUAAAUAUAUGUACAUGUUAUAUACAUAUAUACUACAAAUGUUUAUCAAUAUCAUCAAAAUGUGUCUCGUCGCUGCAUUUUUCCGCACUCAUUUUUCAAAAGAAUUCAAUAAUCUUUUACAUUCUGUUUAAUUUGUAAUUACAGCAUCAGUUAAUGAUUAAUGUAAACAUAUUUAUUAAUAGAUUUACAUUUGGCAAACAAACUCUGUACAUUUAUGAAUAAACUUUAUUUGUAGGUA
Messenger RNA from Frieseomelitta varia, 1364 nucleotides. RefSeq lists its product as uncharacterized. The record is from RefSeq and is a predicted model, not a curated record. Bases 133 to 831 code for a protein of 232 amino acids. Lineage: Eukaryota; Metazoa; Arthropoda; Insecta; Hymenoptera; Apidae. The transcript is spliced from 4 exons.